Molecule: messenger RNA, 5518 nt
Organism: Patella vulgata (common limpet)
Lineage: Eukaryota; Metazoa; Mollusca; Gastropoda; Patellidae
Product: cerebellar degeneration-related protein 2
Exons: 4
Coding region: 159-1652 (497 amino acids)
Source: RefSeq, a predicted model, not a curated record
UCACGUGACUGCAAUGUGACUGAUAUGUGAAUCUCGGAAGUGUGUUUGCCACGUCAAAAGCUGUCAGUUUUUCCACGGCGAGUUUAGCUUGCAACCGGCCAGUAUAGGAGUGUAAUGCCCGCACGUGCAUUGUGUUAUGAGAACUGACAGGAGUAAAUAUGGAAGAGUGUGAAACUUACGAGACGGGAGACUUAGAAAUAGAAUCGGAUUGGUAUCAAAACGAUUUAAAAUUAGCAGCUGAAUUGGGUAAAGCUCUACUGGGUAGAAAUCGUGAAUUAGAAGGAAGUGUGACGUCAUUAACACAGAUAAACAAUGAUCAGGCCCAGGAAUUACAGCAUCUACGGAACCAGGUGGAGUCGUUACGUAGUACGAGUGAGUCGAGGAAUAAGUUAAAUGAGGAUCUGGAUAGAUUGAAUCAGGAACUGGAGAAAACCAAUCAAAGAUUGAUGUUAGAUAUAAAAGCCGAUAAACAAACAAUUAACAGGUUGAGUCUGACCGUAGAAUCACUGGAUCAAAAAGUGGAAGAUUUACAACAUAAAAUCGAGGAUCUAAAAGCGAAGGAAGUGGCCGUACAAAAACAGGACAAACGACGAGCUACAAGUCUCGCGAGUCUCAAUGAUACGAACGAUAAACCGAACAAUUAUUAUAUAGAAAAUUUACGAUGGACUUAUAACGACCAGUUUAAAAACCUUCCGCUUAAUCCGUAUGAAAAGGAGAUCAAAAGGCUACAAGAUCAAGUGCACAAGUUGAAGACCAAUCAAAUGAUAGAACGUCGUCAAACGGAAGAUUUGGAAGUAGAGCUCGCGCUGGCCAUGCACGAAAAUCAAACAUUAGAAGACAAAGUCCGAUCUCUUGAAGACAAGCUCGAGAAAUUGAACACGGAUAUUCAGGAGGAGAACCUGCGACAGGAGAUCAAAAAAGCUCUGGGACCAGAUAAAAUUUCCUGUCGAUUCUGUGAACGCCCAGAUGAUACUGAAAUAUUGGAUGACUUGGAACACGAUGAUCUCAAACUCCGUAGUGCAGGGAAAGCGGUAAAGUUAGAAAGUGGCGGUAGUCUGUAUGGCAGUAUGGAAUCUGUGAACGUGGUUGCGUCAGACGCUGAAGAAAUCGUUACCAAGGAUACGGAUGAGGAUGCCAGUCUGUCUAUUCUGAAUGAACUUGAAACCCAGUAUAAGACAUUAUUCUCUAAAUACGAGGAUGUGAUUCAGGGUCGUGCUAAACGGUUGUCGGGAGAAUUUGACGCGGUGGAAGAAAAAUGUAGAAAGUUGUCGUCUGUUUCCCACAAGGAGGUUCAAACCCUGAUAAAUCUGACGUUGAACAAAGAUUAUGGUCAGGAACCAGGUCAACCACCCCCGUAUAAGGCAAUAUUUAAAGAUUUAUUUGCUACUUUGAAGAAGUCGAGAAUAGAUGAGAGCCAGGAGACCCAACAGAAAACGCCAUCUUCUACCCCAGUUAAUGAUGAAAACAAAGCGUUUGUUCCCGGGACGAACGGCGCUGCUACCUCGUCAAAACCAAAAAAGGUUGUCAUGGUAACGACCUCGACCUCGACCUCAACCAUGACCUCUUCAGGGGUUAAAUUACGUGCCAAACCUGCAACGGAUGUAAAUCGAGUCGCAAAAGCAAAAAGUGUAGGAAGUGUUACUAAGAAAUAAAAACGAUGGUUUUAAAAUAAGAAGGUAUGCAGAUAGUUGAACCCUAAGAAAACAAAAAAGUGGCUUUUAAAAUAGGCUGAACCCCUAUUCACAAAGGUUAUAAAAGUUCAGUGGGAGAGUCCAUUUCCAGGUUGGUUUUGGAGGUCGGUAAGUCUUACACAUCGUAAGGGUUAGGGGUAAUGUUGAAUGUUGUCAAGGUAACACGAAAUUUAAUACUAAACCGAAAUUACCGAUUGGUGAAUUUUCCGUCUGGAAAUGAACUCGACCAACGGUCUUAUCAGCACGAUCUGUAGAAAGAGUCUGACGUAUUGCCAUGGUCGCCAUUUUCUUACCCGGUUAUUAAGCUUUGAUAGAUCAAAAUUAGAACAAAUUAAAUAUAGAAUAAACAGCGCCAGUAAAAUUUAACAGAAUAAUAGUUAUGCGUAAGAUAUAGUAAAUACAGAGACGGGAAUUCUGUAAGAAUCUACAAGUUUAACAGAUCAAAUAGGUGUCGGUGAAAAAAGAAGAUCUAGUGGUCCAGAGGUGGGAACUGUUUAGGAAUCUGGCAUUGCGUAUUACCAAAAUUAGACAAAAAAUGGCUGACCACAAUUGCGACAAUAGUUGUCCAGACUCUAUCUAUAUAUGGUAGGCCACGGGAGCGCAUGCGUGAUUUGUGUAACCAUGGUACACUCUCUACCCGGUAUAUGAAAACAUGGCUUCUUCUAGGGAUAGUUUUAAUAGCACAGGGAAUGUAGAACUUGAAUUUUUUUAAGAACUAAAAACAAGGAUUACCUAGACUAAACAAACCAUACCUAGCUAUUUAUUACAUCAUAAAUGUCCAUUCCAGUAUUUUAUAAGACUGUUUCUAUCAUUACUUUAAACGGAAUAUGAUUCUGUCGUUAUCUUCACGUGAGGGGCGCUCAUUUUUCUCCACGUGAGUUUAUCAGUUCUGCUAAUGACAGAGGUCAUCACUUUUCCACUCGUCAGAGUUGAUCAUUUUUUGCCAGAUGGAGGAUAGAACACUUUUUUUCCACACCAGGGUAAUUCCUUACCAAAUUGAGGCACAAAACAUUUAUUGCUAUUUAUAUUUUACCUGAUGAUAUUAACAUUGAAAUUGGCGGUCGCCAUAAUGUAAACAGUGCCGCCACAUAGCCUACUUAACUACAAAAUAAAAACCAUAGUAGUGGUUGCGCUUGUCCCAUUUUGUGGACUCUGAUUUUUAUCUUGUAGGCCUAUUUAAUGUCUUGGACUGUCAAAAAUUAUUUGGGUUGCUGCUAUGCUAAAAGAUCCGUAUAGACUGGAUAGCCUAUUGUAAUAAUGUUUGCCUUCUUCCUACGUCACCCCCUUUAUCGUGACGCAAGAACAUGCCUGACGUCAUUUAGAUUCGGUUAUCCAGUCUGUAUUAUGACAAAACUUUUUGUAUCCCCAAUCUAAGCGUUAUUCACAAAAACUUCAAAGAUUUUAAGGUUUCACUGGCUAAGAUUUUAACUGCCAGCCACCGAUAACUGAAUUAUUAAACGUUUUCGUGAAUUUGGCUCCAUUGGAUAUCAUUGAACUAGUUAUUUUGGAUUAAACGUUAAGAAUGUUUGAGGGUGACGUAUAACUGUGUAUAUAAAAUGAUUAUUAUAUUUAUUAUAUUGUAUAUAACUAAUCCGAGGUGUGUAAAUAUUAUUCUAUAAUUAUAUUAUAGGCUAUAUAGCUUUAAAUUGUGAUAACAGUUGGAGAUACAACUAGUGAAUUGCUUUGUAUAUACAUGUAUAUUGUAUUGGGGAAAUUACAUUAAAAACUUUGUUGUGCAAAUUACAUUUAAAAUUGUAUUGAUCAAAUUAUAUUUAAACAUUUAUUGUACAUUCACAAAACGGAUGCUAAUACUUUCUGUACAACUUUGCAUGAACUGUCUGUACCAACUUAAUUACUAGUAUCCCAGCACAUACGUCAUCAUACUGACAUCCCCGCACCUACGUCAUCAUGUUGGUAUCCUCACACAUGCGUCACCAUAUUGGUAUCCUCGCACAUGCGUCACCAUAUUGGUAUCCCCGCACAUACGUCACCAUAACAUGCGUUAAUCUCUAAAUGCCUGACGUAGUGCACAUGUAGAUCUCCUAUAGAGAAGAUUAAGUUUUGCAACUGGAAGCUGUGCUUCAUUUUAUUGACUGAAACGUGGCUUCAAUUGAACGCCCAGAUUUAGCUUUCAUUGUGCAUGCAAUUUUUGGAGGGUUCGAUUUACAUUAACGCCACCUCUAUUUAACAACACGAAUCUUCAUUUUCAUUUUCUAAUUUGAAUCGGGACCCCCUAAGAAUAUUAGGGACCCAGUGUGCACCUUACAAGACGACGACCUUGAAUUCGGCUGCCCUAUCAAAAUUUAUCAACCAUUAUGUUGGUCUACACAAUGGCACCGAGUACGUGUAUGAAUAAAUCACACAUUUCAAAAGUUUUAGAAAUAAUUAAAGACUUGCUUGAAUGAAAUUGUAAAUUUAGUUUAAUUAGUUUUAUUCUGCGCAUGACUUGAAGUUAGUUUAUAUGAUAAUAGACUUAUAUUCCGUUAUUCGCUGGUCACCAAUGUCAUAUAGCAGAACAGAUUGUCUGCGCCAGCUUGUUUACAAAUUGAAAUUCUGCUCGAGCUGUUUAAAUACAAAGUGAGCUGGUUGUUUAUUUAAGACAUUUUAUCAAUAUUUAUUGUCCAUCCAUGUUGUGAGAUGUUUUCUUUUUUUACUUUCCAUCUAUAUUGUAUCAAAUCAAUGACUCGACUAAUUUAGUAAUUAACGCUUGUGAUUUUAGGUAUCGACUAAUUAACGCUUGUAAUCCCCACCUUCCAUGUACAGGUUCAUCCUCCCUGGGUAAACCAUAAAAGCCAGUUAGGCCCUGGUUUCUCUUUGUAGAACCUUGUGAACGCUAUGACAAAAGUUAUCAUCCGGUGUUUGUAUGAAAUUUAUAUGCAUUAUUUAGGUCGAAGAAACCUAUUGAAUUUCCCUAACCUAUACAGUUAAAUGAAAGUGAUAUGGAUCAGUGUCUUGUAAAUGCUCCCAUUACCUAGAAAUGAAUAAAUAUGAAAUAAUUCUUGUCGACUGCUUGGACGAUUUAGCUGCUGUGCCUGGCAACCUAUCUGUGUUUUUUAUUUGAAAUCAAAAUAUGCAUUUAUGACAUCCUAAAGGUCUUCCGUUAUUUUCUAUGCGAACAAAUAAACUUUAAAAAAAAGGCUUUUGGUUGAGAUACCGAAAUCAAACAAUCGGGUUUAACGUCUUACUUUUCUGCACCAACCGGGCUAAUGAACACCGGCAUGCGCCAUACAGUGUGCUAUGAGGGGAAUAUUGCCCGGACAGCGGCACUACGGCUUAGUCUUAUUUCAAAUUCUAACUGUCAAUGGUUCUUUUACGUCAUCUUGCUAUCUGAUCUAUAUUUCAAAUUGACAAAUAGGGUCAUGACUUACCUUGUAAGUAGUAUUUUCCUGCCUGGGUCCGUUGGUGUCUCUAAAUCAAAGUAUUGAAGUAAAGAUGUACCCUAUCUUAAUCCCGAAAUGGCCAGUCUUUCUUAUUUUUGGUGCAUCUCCGCGAAUACUUUCGUGAUGGAAGUGUGGAAGCAAACAUGGCCAGUUUAUGUUGAGCAGACGUUAAACCCCAUCUAUCUUUCGAUUGUUGGCGCAUCUCAGUCAAUACUUUAGUUAGGGAGUAUAUUAUUAUUUAUUAAAAAUGGAGCGAUAUAAACUUUGGGCGAUUAAAAUUGUUUGAAUUAUAAUUUAAUGUGUUUUUGUGCCUAUAUCUAAUCUGUAUGUUGAACCUUGUGAACGCCCUGUAUCUAUAUGUUUGUUUAUUUGUGAUCACGUGAUAUUGUUAUAUUUUAUUGUGUACUAUAACUUCUACACUUAUAAUUAAUAAACUUAUUAAAACAA